GCACGGGCGCCUAAGCGGCCCUGGAAGUGGCGAGGAAGCGGCCAUGGCCAUCACUGCCAUGGCGCCCCGUCAGGUGAUGGUGGAGCUGUGCCAGCGUCGCUACGGACGAGUUCUGACCUCACUGCUGAUGGGUUUGCCGUUGCGGCCGCCUUCGAAACUGGAUCUUCUAGGCAAUGUCCACGGAGGGCUACUCCAGCAUGAGCUGGCGCCAAUUCUCGAGGCAGCGCGCAAGGUCGGGGCUGCCGUUCUUCCCAUUGACCGGCCGCAGUCCGCCAUUCGGAGUCGAGUUGCCCACAGGCUUUGGCAUCCGAAGCUGCUCCAAGGUCUGCUGUCCUUUGCUGGCUUCUCCUUGCGGAAGCAGCGUGACGCGCUGUCGCCCGCCCUACCUUAUGAUGCCGACGAGAUCCGCCGCGAGUUGGAACGUUGCUGUCCCGCAGCGCACGACGUCCUGAUUGAUGAGCGCAGCAUGUAUCUGGCGCAGCAAGUGGCCGUGUCCUCGGUGCCGGAUGUUGAUGUUGCUGUCGUAUGCAGUGCGCCGGUGAGUGCUCACCUGGCCAGUGCACUCCGAAGGGUACCUGACAUGCAGAAAGCCGAGGACCCUCAAGCUGGAGCCACAAUGCUUUUGAAGCUCGCGAAGCGUGGAGUACCCGUAUGGCCACUUUACUUGUUUGCCUACGGCCUGGUCCCUGCUGGCCUCGCCAUCUUUGCAGGAGUCUGCUUUUGGGAUUCCUUCCUGUACCCCGCUCUCUUUCAGGACACGCAGGAGGUAUCCUCCAAUAAUGCCGCUUAG
Molecule: messenger RNA, 790 nt
Organism: Symbiodinium pilosum
Lineage: Eukaryota; Dinophyceae; Suessiales; Symbiodiniaceae
Source: the annotation of a GenBank genome assembly